AGGAGCGCAGGCUGUUGGCGGUGAGGCUGUAGAGGAGAGUCAGUGUGAGAGGAGAGGAGCUGCACACACACAAACACACACACUGACACGCUCACAGACACCCCCGGAGCGACACUAGCCUCCGGAGCUCACCGACAGCUCUCUGCUACUCUUCAGUAUUGUAUCUGACCGUAACAACAAGAAGAUGCCGCUGGGUGACGAAUGCCAUGCAUGGAAAAAGAAGACCACAGAUGUGAAGGAGAACUAUGACUUCAAAGAGAUCCUGGGAACGGGAGCGUUCUCCGAGGUGGUCCUGGCUGAGGAGAAGAGGACUCAGAGAUUGGUGGCUAUCAAGUGCAUCCCUAAGAAGGCGUUAGAGGGCAAGGAGAACAGCAUUGAGAAUGAGAUAGCCGUCCUGCACAAGAUUAAGCACGCCAACAUUGUGUCUCUGGAGGAAAUAUUCGAGAGUAAAUCACACCUCUACCUUGUCAUGCAACUGGUGUCUGGCGGGGAACUCUUCGAUCGCAUCAUAGAGAAGGGCUUCUACACAGAGAAAGAUGCCAGCAAACUCAUUCAGCAGAUUUUGGAUGCAGUCAAAUAUCUCCACGAUAUGGGAAUUGUGCACCGGGACCUCAAGCCGGAGAACCUGUUGUACUACAGCAUGGAUGAAGACUCUAAAAUCAUGAUCAGUGACUUUGGUCUGUCUAAAAUUGAGGGAUCUGGCAGUGUGAUGUCGACUGCCUGUGGAACACCUGGAUACGUUGCCCCUGAAGUGUUGGCUCAGAAACCCUACAGUAAAGCAGUGGACUGCUGGUCCAUUGGUGUCAUAGCCUAUAUUCUGUUGUGUGGUUACCCUCCCUUCUACGAUGAGAACGAUGCCAAACUGUUUGAGCAGAUCCUGAAGGCAGAGUACGAGUUUGAUUCUCCUUACUGGGACGACAUCUCUGACUCAGCAAAAGACUUUAUAGUCCACCUGAUGCAGAAAGACUCGAACACACGUUACACUUGUGACCAGGCGCUGCAGCACCCUUGGAUUGCUGGAGACACAGCUCUGGAUAAGAACAUCCACGAGUCCGUCAGUGCUCAGAUCAAAAAGAACUUUGCUAAAAGCAAGUGGAAGCAAGCGUUCAAUGCCACAGCGGUGGUUCGUCACAUGCGGCGUCUCCAGCUAGGCACCAGUCACGAGGGACCAAACCCCACCCUACCAGUGGAAGAAGGGGCUUGCUGUGAGGGAGGCUGCUCCCCGAACGUCGACGGUGGUGCCGACCCCUUGUCCAGCUGCACGUACCGCUGCCACCCGACCAGCAGGGUGUGAUCCCUGCACCUGCUCCGCUCACCUAUCUAAUCAGUCCCACUGACUUUCCAAUUUGAACCCCCACGGUGGAACCAGAGGCACCAUCUGCCCCAUUAUCUGGUUAGGAAUACAGUGUCAUUCCAACCUGUCGCCUGCAGGGGGAGCAAGCCUGUCCAGCCUGAGAAGGAAGUCAUAGAAGGUGAAAGAAAAGGAGGAGGAGGAGGGAGACUUGAUGACAAUGAUGAUGAUGAAGCACCACAGUGAAUCGUUUUUACAGACUGGGCUGAUAGUUUGGGAUGAGUUGAGAUGGGGAGACAAAGCUGAGGAGGUGAAGAUGCUCCUCCUCAACCAGCUUGUCAGGUGACAUGUUUUUGCUGCAGCAGGACAGAGCUUGUUGGACACGGUUUUUACUAAUCAUUUUUUUAUUCAACCUGUCUCUUUGUUUCUUUUAUUGUUCCUUGUUAUAUAUUGUUAUAUAUUUUUAUGUUGUCUCUUUAACCUCUAGCUGUUAGACUUUGUAGUGUAAAUCCAGAAACAGCAUCUGCAUGAUUAGAGACAUAGAUUUCCCCCAUGCAUGAUUUGUUAUCUAUUGCAGAAAUGCAGCACAGCAGUAAAAUGCAAGUGAUGGAGUGUUGUGCGCAGAGUUUAUCAAGGGUUGAUAAGGGCACAUUUUCCAGUAUACUGAAAGUAAACUGAGUUUAAUAUACAGAACGACAGUUUGUCUUAAAGUCACGCUUUUAGACAAUCAGUGACAUGAUAGUUUAUGCAAUGAAAAAUCCAUCCAUCUACUAAGUAGCAUUUCCUCUGGUGAUAUGGUAUUCCCACAAAGUGGUUGUGCUUUUUUCGAAGUUUCCCCCAAUUUCUUAAAUUUUUAACCCCGAACCUCUUUUAACACUCCAGCACAGGGAUAUACCUUCGUCUAAGGUGCCUUUAGGAUUACUAUAUAGUACAAUGGGUUAAUUUCCAGGUAGCUUCAGAAAGGUGUUGUCUCUUUCUGCAGGGUUCUUGCAGGACAGGCAUUUUUCUGUAACUUCAGAUUUUGUAUGUGUUUCAUAUUCAGCUUUAAAAUGCAGUUUGUAUGCUUUUUUGGGGUCUCAAAGUUAAGUACUGUAAUCUCAGACAGGAUGCCUGUGCACGUACAGUGCCGAUUGUCAUUACAUUCAACCGCAUAUUGUUUUCACAGCAUCUACUUAAAUAAAAAACAUUUAAGUAAAGCACUUGGAAUUAUGUUUUCAAGGCUUGUGAGCUUUACCAAGAACAGCAUUUAUUUAGAAAAAAAAAUGUGUUCAUGUAUCUAAAUACAGUUUUUGCAAAAAACAAACAAACCUGCAAACCUGAAUUGUGAGCUUAGUGAUCCUCCUUAUCCUCAGAACUAGUCCGAUUGUGGGAUUGUGGGAAUCCCCAAAAAGAAAAGCAGCAAAAAUCUGUUUUCAGGAUUACAAACAAUUUGAAUAUGCAUCUGAUUGGACCACUCCAUCUUUACAAUGGUGAAUACUGAGUGCAUUCUUCUUCUUUUUUUCAUUCACUCUUCUUCAAGGUGGCGCAGUGUGUGUUAUUGGUUUUUAUAAAGAAUCCUAUGCUUUGAAUUGUUGUUGUGGAGUAACAAAUGCAGAGGAGCUUUAUGCACAGUUGUUGUCCUCUGGGCCUUUUACAGACAGCCUGCAUGAGGACCCUCCAUCAUCUAAUCACUCCAUCCUAAACUCUGUAAGGAGAACCGUUUGUUUCUAUACAUUGAUGGAUUUAAAGCAUUGGUGUGUUCUGGGUAUAUUCAUGAUGUAGCUUGAAAUUUCUUAAAUCCCAUGAUUAAUAAUGAAUAGUGCUCCUUGUGAUGAUGUUACAGUGGCCAGCAGAUGCUGAAAGUGAUUGCAACAGGAGACAUGUUUGUCAGAUUGUCUUCAAAACAUCAUGCAGAUGAGUAGAGCAGCAGAAGUGGUAAUAUUAUUCCAACAUGACAAAGUAAUUCUCAUUGUUGCUGCUUCAAAAAGUACUUUCCAGCUUUAUUCAGCAUCAGGUCGACGUUGUAGUGUAUUUGAACAGUAAUUUGACUUGUGACUACAAACUGUAAAGCAUAUAGUCGAAAGAGUGGUCUCCAGUGAGAAAUAUUUGUACGUCCCAACUGUGACAAUGAGACACCCAGUUCAGCACAGUAAAGCACAUGCAUAGAGGCAGCUGUCAUCCACAGUCCUAUGAAUGUUGAGAGACUGAUAAUAUAUAUGGUAAAUUAUAUAAUAUGAGUAAUGAAGACAAGUCUCUUAACUUGAUUUGUUGCCACAAACACUGAUCAUUUGCUGAGUCUCCUGUGCUAUCAUUUAGCUCCCGUACCUUCUGGAGAUGAUAAACUUAUUUAUCGCAAUAAAAACACAAAGUCUUUACCUGCUAAAUACACAGGAAUGCACAACAUCCCACGUAGACCAGAUUAGAAAUGUGUGCGACAAAACUAUUUCAAGGUAUAAGGAGGGGUGAUAUUUAAAGAUAAUAAAACGGAAAAGCAAAGGUUUUUACAUUCCAGUGUGAUAAAACAAGUGAUCAUGAAAUAUAUAACCGUAUCCCAUGACCUCACCUCUCAACCACCUCGGUAGGAAAAUGGCAGCGGUGAAGUAGAAUUAUAGUUGAGGAGAAGUUACACUAACCUUGCCCUCAGAGUUGGAUGACUACAGGGUAUAUUAUGAUCAACCGCCACAGCUUCUGCAUUAAAAAUUGAUCAUUUAUACAGCAUUUUAUCCACAGGUUUUGAAGAGAGAGCAAAGAGAUUCUCUGUGUGAAGGCUUCUCCUUUAAUCGCUCAUUGAAUUAACAGUGUCUGGUGAGAUUUGUUGUAUAAAUGAGCAUUUUUACCAUUGAUAUGUUGCCUUUUAAAUAAAUGCUGUUUGGGGCUACAGUACCUCCUGUAUACACCAAUGCAAUGCAUCAGGGGUUAUUGAAAAGUGAAUAUUGCUCAGUGACAGUGUGAAAGCCAGUGAUUUUGUGCUUGGAACAUAUUUGUAAGUGAUACAUUUAAUAAAAUCCCUGUCUAUGCAUCAUGGAA
Messenger RNA from Pleuronectes platessa (European plaice), 4297 nucleotides. RefSeq names its product calcium/calmodulin-dependent protein kinase Ib (gene camk1b). Gene Ontology annotation, biological process: peptidyl-serine phosphorylation. The transcript is spliced from 12 exons. Lineage: Eukaryota; Metazoa; Chordata; Actinopteri; Pleuronectiformes; Pleuronectidae. Gene Ontology annotation, cellular component: intracellular anatomical structure. The record is from RefSeq and is a predicted model, not a curated record. Gene Ontology annotation, molecular function: ATP binding; calcium/calmodulin-dependent protein kinase activity; calmodulin binding. The coding region runs from base 185 to 1294 and encodes 369 amino acids.